ACUGAUGAGUUUCACGUGUUAUUGCAUAGUGUUUAGCUUACUUUAAGUAUGUUUGGUGAGCUAACUGUAGUAUUAGGCUUAUUUCUUGUUAGAUUAUACACUGUUGGUGCCAUGUAUUUUGGAUGAUCGUUAAACUUGAUAAUAAUUCAAUAAGACUCGGUAAUAAUUUGUUGGAAUUAUUAAACUUAGAUUAUACAAGCCUAAGCCAAGGCCCAAUAACGUGAGUAAGGGUAGUGAAUAACAUAAUAAACUGGACUAAAUUAUUAUUUUGAUUAUGUAAUAAUGCCAGUAUUUAAUUUUAAAUAAUAAAAUUUUAAAACGUUGAAAAGUAUGAAACUAAGGAUUGUACUCUACUGGUUACUAAUACUAGUUAAAAGUUUAACGCUUGUAAUUGCCGACUUGCGUAAAAUUCGCGAUCAGACUUCACUAUCUUACUCUUACUAAGUCUUGCACGACUUGGAUCCUACAUUUACUACUAGUAUUAGUUUUACUAAAUACCGCGAUGAAUCGUCAAGAAAAAGCGAACCAUGUCAAGAAGAUGUAAAUAAAGUUUGAAGCACCCAGAGAGAUGAGUUUUCAGAAACUAUUCAACAAGCUUCCCUUUUCUAAAUCCAAAGCUGAGGAAGAACAGAAAAAGCAGUGUAAACCAGUUUUGUCAACAUCAUCUCCAUGUCCUGAGAUGGAUUAUAAAAAAUGUGAAACAAAGUCAUUUGAACUUGCAUCUACAAAAAAUGUUGAAGAAUCUGACAAAAUGUUGCCAAAAAAAAACAAAACACCACAUCUGCUACCAGGUGGAAAUGGGAGUAAGAAGAGAAAAGAAAGGAGUCCAGAUACUGAGGAGGCUGAUACAAAAAUAGAGGUGAAAAAAUCUUUUAUCCAACAUAUUUUUGGAAAACAUUCUACUGACCACUGUCAAGAUAGCAAAGCAUUAUCAAGCUGUCACACUUCAGACAAGAAAAAUUUAUGCACAGAUUCAGAGGAUCACAGCAGUUUUUUACCAGAGAAUAAGUUUCUAAAAUCUUUACAUCAUAGAGCAAAAUCAUUUAAUUUUUAUAGGAGUAAUCAAAAGGAAAAAACAUUUUCAUUAGAACAUUCAUCUACACAAAAAGGACAUGAAAAAGCAGCACAUACUAUUCCGGGAAGUCCAGAUUUAUCGGUUGACAGUUCUUCUGAUAGUUUUUCUGUCUUGGUAUGUUCACAAGAGGACAUCACCUUUGAUUCUAAUCAAAAUUUUUCAUAUUCUUUUGAGGAAAUUGAUGCAAAAGAUGAGGACUGUGAUAAAACUUUGGUGGAAAAUAUUGAUGACUCAGAAGAUGAUUUGGAUCAUAUUGCAACGCUCUCUCAAUCACCUCUUCUCAUAAGAGAUGUUUUCAGAAUUUUAAGUACCACUCAGAAAGUAGGUACUUGCAGUCCUGUGUUGAACAUAAACAACACUGGUGAAAAAGGUGGUAGUCUUCUUCAACCAAAAAGUAUUGAAGAACCUUCAGAGAACUGUAAGCAGAUUAUACAGGUACCUCCUUCAACUCCGAACAUUCACCAACAGUUAAACAGUGAAUUAGAUCUUAUUCAGUAUCAUAAAGGGAAGACAAAUGUAAAAUUAGAAUUUGACAGCUCUGAAGAAGAAGGAGAAAUUAAAGAUGAUGAUGGUGAUUUUAUUUCAAGACCUUAUAAUGGAUCUUAUUUGUCAUGCAAUAUAAAAGAUAAUGCAGUUGAUAAGGAUUCUCAUGGAAAACACAACUCUAAUCAUUCUGAAAACAUUCACCAUUUCACACCACAGUGGACUGAAGGAAGUGUGUAUUCUCGUCAGCUUUUGAAAAUCACUUAUCCUGAAUCACCUUUAGGUUCAUCAACAAGUAAUGUAGAUAACCAAAGAGAAUUUUCAUCAUCACCUCCCUGGUUACACCAAAAAAGGGAUAGAAAUUCAAACAGUGACAACAUAGAAGUGGAACGAGUAAAAGAUCUUUCAUUCUCAUUUGAUGUUUCUCUUGCUGCAUCAUGUAACAGAUCUCUUGAAGUGAAUGCAUACAGUCAGGUUGACAAAUGGCCCUUCAAGUCACCUCGUGUAACACCUCCGUGCACUAAUAAAAAUCUGCAACGUCACCUCAGUUGGGGAAGUGUGAGAGACAAAAGUACAUCUUUAGCUGAUAUAAGUCCAUAUCUUGCUUCUGUAACUUCUCCAUCUACUUCUACAAUCUCUAGAAAAUUGACUUCACGGUUUAAGUUACCUCAGUACAAUAUUAAUGGACUGAUGUCCUUCGAGCCAGGAGUAGACAUCAUAGAUACUCAUUGUCAUUUGGAUUUCUUGUUUCGACGUAUUGGUUUUAAAGGAACUUACUCUCAGUACCAAUUAGUCAAUAAAGACACAUAUCCAGUUUGCUACGGUGGCUGCAUCACAGACUUUUGUGAUCCAAGUACCUUUGGUUUGCCAAUAUUAUGGAAAGAUCUUUUAGAAGAGGAUAAAAUAUGGGCCACAUUUGGAUGCCAUCCUCACAUGGCAGAACAGUAUAAUCCUGAAAUUGAAAUGCACCUGAUUGAUGCUCUACAACAUGACAAAGUAGUUGCCUUGGGAGAAGUUGGCUUAGAUUACUCUCCAAAGAACAGUUGUGCUCGAAAGAUUCAACAUCAUGUGCUGAGAAAACAGCUGAAGAUAGCAGUUGCCCACAAUGUUCCUAUUGUGAUUCACUGUAGAGAUGCUCAUGAAGACUGUUUAAAAAUUUUAAAAGAGGAAGUGCCCUGUGACCACUUCAUUCAUCGUCAUUGUUUCACUGGUAACUGGGAUGAGGCUAUCUUAUGGUUAGAAACAUUUCCAAAUCUCUACAUUGGUUUAACAGCUUUAGUGACUUUCCCUGCAGCCACAGAUGUACAUGAAGUUGCUCGUAAAGUUCCGCUGAACAGGCUUCUUCUUGAGACAGAUACACCUUAUUUUCUUCCCAGAUUAGCACCAAGAAAAAUGAAGUGGUCUCAUCCUGGGAUGGUUAUCCAUGUGGCAGCUCAGAUUACUAAACUAAGGGAAACAACUUCUCUUAAUGAGAUCCUGAAAAUUGUUCGCUGUAAUACAAGAAGAAUGUAUAAAAUAUAAUGUUCUUUUGUUGUUCUUAUAUCAGUUUGAGUUGAAGCAGUGGCAGUAGACUUGUGAAUUUCUGAAGAUGAAUAAAGCAAUACUAUAGUGAGAUUUUGAUAUGCAUAUGAUAAAAAAUGUCUGUACGGUAUGUACUCAAAUUGUUUAUUUAUUUUUUUUCUGGAUGUUCAUAUAUUAUUUUGAUGUUACAAAAGAUGAAAAAUAGAAUAGCUGACUAUUCAACAUUAUUCAGUUUUGUCUUUAUUUAAAAAAAAAUAUUUGAAAUGAAAACCACACUAUUUAAAAGAUAUUUU
This is a messenger RNA of Limulus polyphemus (Atlantic horseshoe crab), 3372 nucleotides long. RefSeq lists its product as uncharacterized. The coding region runs from base 569 to 3079 and encodes 836 amino acids. The transcript has 9 exons. The record is from RefSeq and is a predicted model, not a curated record. Gene Ontology annotation, molecular function: hydrolase activity, acting on ester bonds. Lineage: Eukaryota; Metazoa; Arthropoda; Merostomata; Xiphosura; Limulidae.